AUCUCCUAUGGAGCGUCUUGAUUCGUCAGAAAAAACUCAAGGGCCGAGCCAGUCGCAAUUCAUACAAGGGAAAUGCUCGAAUGUUAGAGCUGUGCUUAGCAUCGUCUUGUCGGCGAUUGGUUUGGGCGUAGUUAUGUUACCAUCAAUAUUAGCAGCGAGUGGUUGGAUCGGCGGAAUACUAGUGGUAUCUCUGGGAUGCGUAUUUGCAUUAUUCGCAUUAUCACGUUUAUAUUUGGGAAUAACAUUGACGCCGUCAUCGAAGGGACCAGUGUAUACGUAUGAGGAACUAGGAAGAGUUUGCUUUGGGAAAGCGGGUUUUAUAUUUACGGCUAUCGUUGUACAUCUCACUAUGGCUGGUUUAUGUGCAUCGUUGUUGGUGUUGUUGGGUGAGAAUACUACGAAGUUGAUACCAGCAUUAUCACAACGUAUAUGGAUAGUGAUUUGGGCAGUAUUUUUCAUACCAUUCACCUUCCUACGAACGAUGCAUGAAGUGUCGUAUGUCGCAGCAGUUGGUAUGGUAUCGAUUCUCACCUUAUUUAUUAUAAUCAGUGCUAAUGGGCUUAUGGUUGGGUUGACAUCACACGAAGAGGUAGAGCAUGAUAUGUUCGUUGCCGACGUAACGAAAUUAGCAACGAAUUUCGGCGUGUCUAUUCUGGCGUAUAAUACCACCAACUCGACGGCUACUCUGGUGCGCGAUAUGAGCCAACCGAAACGCUUCGUGCCGGUCUCCAGGGUGGCGUAUGUUAUGAUUUAUACCAUUUACGUCGCAAUAGGAAUUUGCGGCUAUUACGGUUACGGUAGAGCGCUGCUAGAACGACCGAUAUUGGAUUUGAUCGUUCCCCCUGGUGACGCAGUCUCUGGUGUUUGGGCUUAUAUAACGAUAAUUGCGAUAUUGCUUACAGCCAUCCCUCACUACGUGGUACUCCUGUUGCCGAUAGUAUCAUCAGCAGAAUAUGUGUUUCACAUUCCUGUUGAUGACAAUUCACGACCGGCUGCAUUACGCCGUUUUCUAGUCCGUCUAGGAUGCAUCGUCUUUACGGCGAUCAUUGCAGUAUCGGUUCCCAACUUGUCAAGUCUCCUUGAUUUAGUGGGCUCGGUGACGAUGGUGUUUAUGGUUGCUAUGAUGCCUUGUAUAUACUACGUCAGAGUUAGGCAAAUGAACGAAGGUUCGCUCGGUGUCUACGUCCGCAAGCAUAAACUAGAGAGCUUUAUUAUAGUCGUAGUCUUAAUAUGGUGUAUACCAAUGAUAAUCAUUGGCACAUACGGUGCUGUACAACAUUUCGGUUGAUUAUUUAACUUUAUCUGUCAACUUUUUAGUCGUUUCAGAAAGUAAAUUUUCCAAACAGUCAGGACGG
Messenger RNA from Perkinsus marinus ATCC 50983, 1355 nucleotides. Its product is annotated as 10 transmembrane domain, possible aa transporter, putative. The transcript has 7 exons. The record is from RefSeq and is a predicted model, not a curated record. Gene Ontology annotation, biological process: amino acid transmembrane transport. NCBI's taxonomy places the organism in Eukaryota, Perkinsozoa, Perkinsida, Perkinsidae. Gene Ontology annotation, cellular component: vacuolar membrane. Gene Ontology annotation, molecular function: amino acid transmembrane transporter activity. Bases 8 to 1288 code for a protein of 426 amino acids.